GUCUCUGGGAUAUAAACAAGACUUGCGUGAUCAGAGAGGCUGCUGGGGAGCAUAAUCUGGGCCCGGUAAAGAAACAUUUGAUUUCUUUCGCAUAGAAACGAAACACGGACGGGGUGAAACAUGUACUGUUUGACUAAGCAAGUGUAAUCAUGGGGACGACACUGUCUCACCUGCCUAAGCAGACGUGCCACGAUGAGUGCCAUGACAGCCUGACCUCUUCACCUGAGUACAAUGCCAUGCAGAGUGAGGACAACAAGAAUGGUGGAGAUGUCUCCCAGUUCCCUUAUGUAGAGUUCACUGGUAGGGACAGUGUGACCUGCCCAACGUGCCAGGGUACUGGGCGGAUCCCACGAGGUCAAGAAAAUCAGUUGGUGGCAUUGAUUCCAUACAGUGACCAGAGGUUGAGACCAAGGAGAACAAAGUUAUAUGUGACGGCCUCAGUGAUUGUGUGCCUGCUGCUCUCCGGGUUGGCAGUGUUCUUCCUUUUUCCCCGCUCUAUUGACGUGAACUACGUGGGGGUGAAGUCAGUCUAUGUCACCUAUGACCAGACCAAGCGCACCGUGUAUCUUAAUAUUACUAACUUGCUGAAUAUUACUAACAACAAUUAUUACUCCGUGGAUGUGGCCAACAUCACAGGACAGGUGCAGUUCUCCAAGACUGUGAUUGGAAAGACCCGCGUCAGUAACAUUACCAGUAUCGGCCCCCUGGACAUGAAGCAGAUUGAUUACAUGGUGCCCACCAUCAUAGCAGAUGAAAUGAGUUAUAUGUAUGACUACUGUACUCUGCGUACCAUCAAAGUGCACAACAUUGUGGUCAUGAUGCAGGUGACGGUGACCACAGCGUAUUUUGGCCACGCUGAACAGGUGUCUCAGGAGAUGUACCAGUAUGUGGAUUGCGGAGGCAACACUACAUUGUUGCAUGAAUACACGUUAAGAACUCCUGAAUCAGAAUAGAGUUUAAACUCAUUGCAUUUAGCCCCCUCCACCCCAAUACCACAGUCACUGUAUUCUUGUUUCUGGCCAAAUGUAUCUACACUGUAUUCCAUUGAAGAAUAAUCAGGGUGGUUUCAUAUAAACAAUGCACUUUAUUUUCAAAUACCUUUUAAUGACAAUGCUGCUUCUUGUAGCAGUGGAACAAAACCACUCCAAACUGAACCACUCAUACCUACAUUUUGUAAUUUUUUCACUGGAUUUGAAAAAGAAAAAUCACUUUAGAUGCAAAAUUUUUGUUUGUUUACUAACUGAUGUUGUUGGUUCCCUGUCUAAAACUGUGUGCAUAUAACUUGAGUUACUGAUAAUCUUUUCUAAUAUUUGUUAACAGUAGUGAGUGAUAGGACAACCUGAAAACUAUAGGUCAUGCAUUUUUUUUAUGUUUCUUGCAGUGUUAUUUCUGUAUAAUAAGUACAAAUAUUUAUUAGAAUAAUGGUUUACCUCAUGUCAGUACUAGUCCCUCACACCAUGCAGUUUCACAAACAAUGAGGCAGAGUGUUUGCUCUAUGGGUCAAUUUCAAGUGGUUUCAGUUUUUUCUGCUUUUCAUAAACAAAUUACAUUUUCUUUGCCUCCAUUUCCAAGCUGUACAAUACAGGUUCAAAACAACCAGAAAACACACUACUUAUUAUAACACUGUUUAUUUGGGACUAAUUGCAUUUAUCUGAAUGUAAAUAAGGGUUGUUGCCAUGGCAGUAUUUGAAAAAGAAAACCAAACAUUCCGCACAAGAAUUAAACUUCAUGCCUUUUGUGGUUUUCAUUACAUAUGGAAUCAUAUGCAAAAGUUUGGGCACCCCUGGUUAAAUGACGUUUUGUUUUUCUAAGUGAAAUGAAGUUAACAUACUCUACAGGGAACACACAUCUGCAAAUUUAAAUGCACAAUUACUGUUUAUUUUUGGUAUUUAAUAUAUUGGGGGAAAAUAAAUAAAACGUGACCUGUCAAAAGUUAUGACAGUUUAUAUUUUUUGUUAAUAAAAAAACAAAUAGAAACUGUAAAAUGAAGUUCAUUUCCUGCAGAAGAUGUUAUAUUCACUUAGAAAGUCAACAAAAUUUGUAAUGUGACCCAGGAUGUUCAAACCUCUGCACACAACUGUACAUACAUUGUUUUCUUCCUUGAGUAAGCUACAUGUUUUGCCAUGAUGUGUUGAACUAAACAGGACAGAACUUUAGUACUAGCACUUUAAUAUUGCAUUUUUAACAUUGUUUCUACACCAGAUGUGUAUAACACAGCAUUUUUAACAUUUUAAUCAGUUAUUAACAAAUACUAUAAAAGCUAAUAAGAGAGUAGACACUGGAUAUUCUGUAACAAGGACAUGGCUUGAGGUUCAUAUAAAUUACCUUAGGUUGAAGAACCUGUUUUAUAAAUGAUUUUGUAUGAUUGGAUUGGAUUAACUUACUCACUUUGACUGCAAUGAAUAUUUUUUUCAGCAACCUAAUAAUAAAGUUGGUGUGCCAGCAGGUUUUGUUAUAUUUACCAACUAUGUUUGAAAAUGUACAGGCAUUUUCUGGAUUGUAACUGCUGUAUGUUUGAGGUGUUGUUUUAGCAUCAGCUUAGUUCUCAGAAAUCUAAUGAAACAUGUAAUAUAUCCAAAAGUGAACCUAUGUAAAAAAGACACAUGCACAUGAAUAGUUUUGCUACGUGGUCCUCUGAAACAUAUUUUCUUGGCAUGAAUAAAGGUCUAAAUCCUGUUGUGA
Molecule: messenger RNA, 2682 nt
Organism: Pygocentrus nattereri (red-bellied piranha)
Lineage: Eukaryota; Metazoa; Chordata; Actinopteri; Characiformes; Serrasalmidae
Gene: tmem106bb
Product: transmembrane protein 106Bb
Exons: 8
Coding region: 150-953 (267 amino acids)
Source: RefSeq, a predicted model, not a curated record